Molecule: messenger RNA, 2724 nt
Organism: Ochotona princeps (American pika)
Lineage: Eukaryota; Metazoa; Chordata; Mammalia; Lagomorpha; Ochotonidae
Gene: SGCZ
Product: sarcoglycan zeta
Exons: 9
Coding region: 1234-2133 (299 amino acids)
Biological process (GO): heart contraction; cardiac muscle tissue development
Cellular component (GO): sarcoglycan complex; sarcolemma
Source: RefSeq, a predicted model, not a curated record
AGUCUUAUUUGUCAGGUUCUUUAAAAAUCUUUAAACGAAACACAUACACACGCCCAACACUGGAAUUGGCAAAGAUCUAAAAACGAAGAUAUUCGAAUACAGGGGACUGAUGGCCAUAAACACAUCGCUUUCUGAGCCAAAGGCAUGGCAAGAGGCAAGGAACGGAAAGAAUGAAAAUGCCUGCCACCCAGCGGAUUCCGGACAGAGGGCAGCCUUUAAGACCCAGCGACUGUAUUUGUCGGGAGAGGAAAUGUUGCUUUUUGACAGAUGAGAGAAAUCCCCUCAGCGCGGGCGGUGGGAAGCGAGAAGCGAAGUCAGUCACCUGGUGGUGAAGGCCAGUAAAACAGGCGAGCAGGAGGAAAUUUUCUCUCCCUCUCUCGUCCCCUCUUUUCCCCCUCUCUUCUCUCUGUAGGAUCCACCUCCUUUUCUCUCAACUCUUUUAACAUAACCUUCAAAGGAGAACGUUCCCUUCAGAGUUUAUUAUCUUCUUUCUCCCACUGAGAGAAUACCUCUCAGCUGCAAGGGAUUUUUUUUUUUUUCCCAAGUCUAUGCAGGACUUCGGGAAUUCGGUUAUCUUGCCAGGGAAAUUGAUCAUUGCUAAUGUCUGGGACUCACAGCGUGCUAAAUUAGCUACCAGAGUAAGCCUGACGGAGGAAAAGCUUUUAUCAUCCACUCUUCUCUUCAGUUUGAACACAUUUGCUUGAAAUUUGCCGCAUGAUGCUGUCCAGGGAAGCAGCUUUUUUUCUUGGGAUGCAGCAAUUCGCUGGUUUCUAAGCUUAUUGCAGAAGAAGAAAUAAUCUUACACAGAGUGGAUUUUUUCCCCUCCCUCUCAGCGGCUCGAUUCAACUGAGCCGUGUGGCACCGCGGCUGAAGAUCACCUGCCAGCAAAUCUUUGAGCAAGUCAAACAAAGUGAAUUGUCAUUAUUUAUUUAUUUAUUUAUUGUAUUAUUUUGACUCGGUAGAGGCGGCGUGACCACGGAGAAUGAGACUGAGAGAAGCUGCCAGGGCUUGGAGGAGGAUAAAGCUGAGUUUCAGCUGGAAACUAAAAGACUAGAUUGUUUUGGGGUCCAACUUGCCCGGUUCCUCUCCACUUGUUUCAGUUUCGCUCCAUGGACAGAUCAACCAACCUGGACAUUGAGGAGCUCAAGGCUGUCUCCUGCCUGAAUCCUGGGACAAAGGUGCUGACAUGAAGUUGGAGUGAGCAUUGAGAUUGAGCCUCUGGGAAGUUACAAAAUGACACGAGAACAAUAUAUAUUAGCAACACAACAGAAUAACCUGCCAAGGACUGAGAAUGCACAACUGUAUCCAGUGGGAAUUUAUGGCUGGCGAAAGAGGUGCUUAUACUUCUUUGUGCUUCUGCUGUUGGUUACCAUGAUAGUUAACUUAGCCAUGACAAUAUGGAUAUUGAAAGUUAUGAAUUUCACUAUGGAUGGUAUGGGAAAUCUGAGAGUCACCAAGAAGGGAAUCCGACUGGAAGGUAUAUCUGAGUUUCUACUUCCAUUGUAUGUGAAAGAAAUUCAUUCCAGAAAGGAUAGUCCACUGGUCUUACAGUCUGACAGAAAUGUAACAGUGAACGCAAGGAAUCACAUGGGGCAGUUAACAGGACAACUGACCGUAGGAGCUGAAGCUGUGGAGGCUCAGUGUAAAAGGUUUGAAGUGAGAGCCGGUGAAGGUGGCAGGGUGCUGUUUGCUGCAGAUGAAGAGGAGAUUACCAUUGGGGCUGAAAAGCUGAAAGUUACAGGCACAGAAGGAGCAGUAUUUGGGCACUCUGUGGAGACCCCUCACAUCAGAGCAGAGCCAUCACAAGACCUCAGGCUUGAAUCGCCCACCAGAUCCUUGAUCAUGGAAGCCCCUCGUGGGGUCCAGGUGAGCGCUGCCGCUGGGGACUUCAAGGCUACCUGCAGGAAGGAGCUCCACCUGCAGUCCACAGAAGGCGAGAUAUUUUUAAAUUCAGAUACAAUCCGGCUGGGAAAUCUACCGACCGGCUCCUUUGCAUCUUCUUCCCCCAGCUCCUCAAACUCUCGACAGACUGUGUACGAACUCUGUGUCUGCCCCAAUGGCAAACUUUACCUUUCUCCAGCAGGAGUAAGUUCCACCUGUCAGUCCAGUAGCAGCAUCUGCUUGUGGAGCUGAAGUGACUGAUUCCUGCUCACACCAGAAUAGCCUUUUGUUGCCGUCCGUCUGCUUCACAGUUCUGCUCGGUUUCCCUUGUGAUCAGUCCAGAGCAUCUUCAAAUGGUCCACGGAGCAACUUCUUCCAGUGUAAGCAGGGAUUUGCUGCCACCUCCUCUUGUGAUUUCCUGAACUUCUCAGCAGAGUGAGGGACACAGCAGCGGAUAAAAACAUCUUCAAAAGGAAAAUCGGAUCAAAACUCUUGCUGGAAAGGGAGAAUAACAUAGGUGCCUUUGCUACCAGAAGUGAAGCACAUAGUUGUAGGUUUUGUUUGUUUGUUCGUUUUGCAGGAUCUGGAUAUGAACUGCACAUAUACACAUUACAUAGAUGAAAUUCCCAGUAUCCGGUGGCAAGAUAAAAUGGUUAAACCCUGUCAGACACUAAUCCUACAGUUUGAAAGCACAAUUUUUCAUUCAUCUUUUUGGAUGUAAACUUUUAUCCCUGAAUUUUAAAAUUUUGAAGCAUUAUGAUGCGCUUGCUUUACUAAAAAAUAAUUAAAUUCAAUACAUGGUUUUUAACAAAAAGACAAAAAUAAGACAGAAUCCCUUCUUGA